Megalobrama amblycephala (Wuchang bream) is the source of this 9858-nucleotide messenger RNA. It is a transcript of the gene cdc42bpaa, whose product is annotated as CDC42 binding protein kinase alpha (DMPK-like) a. Bases 971 to 6553 code for a protein of 1860 amino acids. The transcript is spliced from 40 exons. The record is from RefSeq and is a predicted model, not a curated record. Gene Ontology annotation, cellular component: cytoskeleton; cytoplasm; actomyosin. Gene Ontology annotation, biological process: peptidyl-threonine phosphorylation; actomyosin structure organization. NCBI's taxonomy places the organism in Eukaryota, Metazoa, Chordata, Actinopteri, Cypriniformes, Xenocyprididae. Gene Ontology annotation, molecular function: protein serine/threonine kinase activity; protein binding; ATP binding.
GAGAGAGAGAGAGAGAAUCGCCAUGUUUCUCCUCAUCAUUCCUGAAACACACUCAGCGGCGGCGGGCAGAUGAGAGAGAAUCACCCCGUCACCCCGCAUCCACACCACCACCACCAUUCUCCUCAUCUUCACCCCAUCACCAUCAUCUGACGGACUUCAUCCUCCUGGCAGGACUUACUUUUUGAGGAAAUAUUCAUGGGAAAGGGCUGAGGAAAACUUAAGUGACACUCAAUCGGUGCCUUUGGAGAACUUCGCUAAACUCACUUUUUUGCGGAUAUAAACACAACUUAUCCAUCUUUUCCACACAUGUAAUGCCUUAAUAUCACAUUUGGGGGGCGUGUCAUGUUAUUUCUGUUGGUUUUGAGAAGAAUUCUCUUUGAGGACGAGCUAAAAUCUGUUAGCCUGUUAGCCGAACGUCUUUAUUAGCCGGAUCAUUAGCAUCAGUUAUUUUAACCCGUUAAAGUUGAACAAACUGGGGAUAUUUUAAACUUUAUAUACUUGACAUGGUUUGACACUAGUAUUUGUUAAUAUUAAUACACGAUUUUUGUAUUUAUAUGAGAAAAAAAAACACUUAAGAUACAUUGUGUCGUGAGAAUGUUGUUAGCUGGUUAGCUUGAGUAGCUACAGAAAAGGCACUUAAAUAUCUGUAAAUUAAUAUUUACAAAACGCAAGAUAUAAAUGACUGUUUUACACAGAAGGGCAAGGACUUUUUUUUUGAUAAAUGCUUAAAUUGUCUUUUCCCAUCUCAUUUGCUGGUUUGUUUAUUUUUCACUGAAAGAUGUAGUGAGUAAGUUUUAUUUGUGUAUGAAAUUAAAAUUAGUUUUGAGUUUACUGCAGUUUUGUAACUGCAUUUUACUGUGAUGAUGGGUGGGCUAUUUUUAUAGCUAUUUACAGAUCCCAUCCAGAGAAUAUCUGCAUCGAUUUUAAUAACAUUACACUACAUUUUUUGGACUGACAUUCGUUCUGAACCAUGUCUGGAGAAGUGCGUUUGAAAAAGCUGGAAAAACUGAUCCUGGAUGGUCCUGUUCAGUCUAAUGGACAGUGUUUUAGUGUUGAAACUCUUCUGGAUGUUCUCAUCUCCCUUUAUGAUGAGUGCAUUAAUUCCCCACUCAGAAGAGAGAAGAACAUUGCUGAGUUUUUGGAUUGGGCCAAACCGUUUACCUCUAAAGUGAAACAGAUGCGAUUGCACAAAGAGGACUUCGAGAUACUGAAGGUCAUUGGUCGAGGAGCUUUCGGUGAGGUAGCAGUUGUAAAGGUGAAGAGUUCAGACAAGGUGUUUGCCAUGAAGAUCCUCAACAAGUGGGAAAUGCUGAAAAGAGCAGAGACGGCGUGUUUCCGGGAGGAACGGGACGUGCUGGUGAAUGGGGACAGUCAGUGGAUCACCACCCUGCAUUACGCCUUUCAGGAUGACAACUUCCUGUACCUGGUGAUGGAUUACUACGUGGGUGGUGACCUCUUGACUCUUCUCAGCAAGUUUGAGGACCGUUUACCAGAGGACAUGGCCCGAUUCUACCUGGCGGAGAUGGUUCUGGCGAUCGAUUCUGUACAUCAGCUGCACUAUGUUCACAGAGACAUCAAGCCAGAUAACAUUCUUAUGGAUGUGAAUGGACAUAUUCGACUUGCAGAUUUCGGCUCCUGUCUUAAACUCAGGGAGGAUGGAACGGUGCAGUCGUCUGUCGCUGUGGGCACUCCAGACUACAUCUCUCCAGAGAUCCUGCAGGCUAUGGAGGACGGGAAAGGGAAAUAUGGCCCGGAAUGUGACUGGUGGUCACUGGGUGUCUGCAUGUAUGAGAUGCUGUAUGGGGAAACUCCUUUCUAUGCAGAGUCCCUGGUGGAAACAUAUGGCAAGAUUAUGAACCACAAGGAGCGGUUCCAGUUCCCUGCCCAUGUGACAGACGUCUCGGAAAAUGCCAAAGACCUGAUCCGUAGACUCAUCUGCUCCAGAGAGCACAGGCUGGGUCAGAACGGCAUUGUGGACUUCAAACAGCACCCCUUCUUUUCUGGCAUUGACUGGCAGAACAUCCGCAACUGUGACGCCCCCUACAUCCCUGAAGUCAGCAGCCCAUCUGACACAUCAAACUUUGACGUGGAUGAUGACUGCCUCAAGAACACAGAGACAAUGCCGCCUCCUUCUCACACCGCCUUCUCAGGACACCAUCUCCCAUUUGUAGGUUUCACCUACACAAGUAACUGCACGCUGUCUGACCGUGGCUGCCUGCGGGAGUCUGUGGCACCUACGCAGAUGGACGUGGGUGUGCAGCGCGGCCUGGAGGACAGUCUGGCUACUGAGGCGUACGAACGGAGGAUCCGCCGUCUGGAGCAGGAAAAACUGGAGCUCAGUCGCAAACUACAAGAGGCCACAAAAACGGUUCAAGCUCUGCAGUACUCCAGCGGGGACGGGCCCGUUUCCUCCACCAGAGAGUUUGAGAUCCGUGGACUGAAGGAGGAGAUAGAAAUGCUAAGGAAACAAAUCGCAGAUACAGGACAGGUGGAGCAGCAGUUAGAACAGGCCACUUCUGCCCGCAGGGAUCUGGAAGACUCCUCUAAACAGAUCCGAUCUCUAGAGAAACAGCUCAAGAACAUGAAGCAGGAAAGAGAUGACCUGCAGAAGGGCAUGCAUGACUCCUUAGAGAAGCUUAAAACUCAGGGGAAGGAGCUGAAAGAGGCAGACAGCCAGAGGAAAAUGGCCAUGCAGGAGUUUGCUGAAGUGAGCGAGAAGGUGACGGAGCUGCGGUCACAGAAGCAACGACUUUCCAGACAGCUUCGGGACAAAGAGGAGGAGAUGGAUUCCCUCAAUCAGAAGGUGGAAGCACUUCGGCUGGAUGUGCGCAAAGCCGAGAGGGCCAAGAAAGAGAUGGAGGCCCAGGCUGAAGAGUGGUCUGCUGAGUCUCAGAAAGAGAAGAAGUUGAGGGAACGGAGUGAGCAGUACAGCAGACAGCUGGAAGAAGAGCUUGAGGGAAUGAAGCAGAAGCAGGUGGGCCGUUCUCCAAGCGUUGGGACUUCUGAGCAGCACCAAGAGCUCAGUAAAUUACGAGCAGACCUGGAGAAGAAGACUGUGUUCUAUGAGGAAGAGCUGUCACGAAGGGAACUACAACAUGCCAACGAACUGAAGAACUUGAAGAAGGAGCUGCGAGAAGCUGAGGGACAGCAGCUCACCUUGAAGAAAGAGAUCAUGAUGCUCAAAGACAAGCUUGAGAAGACCCGCAGAGAGAGUCAGAGUGAACGAGAGGAGUUUGAGACCGAGUACAAACAGAAGUACGAAAGAGAGCGAGUGCUGCUGUCAGAGGAGAACAAGAAACUUUCCAGUGAACUUGACAAGAUGAUGUCCUCGUUUGAGAAGUUGAGCAACAGUAACAAACAGCUGGAGGAGGAGAUGAGAGAACUGGCUGAUAAGAAAGAGAGUGUGGCUCACUGGGAAGCCCAGAUCACAGAAAUCAUUCAAUGGGUCAGUGAUGAGAAAGAUGCUCGAGGAUAUCUGCAGGCUUUGGCUACUAAGAUGACAGAAGAACUGGAAGGCCUGAGGAACACCAGUCUGGGUGCACGUGCUACUGACAUGCCAUGGAAGGUGAGACGUUUUGCUAAGCUGGACAUGUCUGCCCGUCUGGAGCUGCAGUCUGCACUGGAUGCCGAGAUUAGAGCCAAACAAACCAUCCAGGAUGAGCUCAACAAAGUCAAGGCAUCCCAUAUGGACACUGAGUGCAAACUGGAGGAGUUGGAAAAGACAAACCAGGACCUGCAGGCAGAGAUCCAGAGGCUGAAACAGGAAACUGAGAAUUUGCGAUUGUCUAAAGGUGUCAAGCACCAAGACUCCCAGAAUUCCUUCCUGGCUUUCCUCAAUGCUCCGACCUCUGCCCUGGAUCAGUUUGAUCGCUCCACUGCCUGUGGGCCGGCCGCCAAAGGCAGACGUAUUGAUUCUAUCGAUAACUUCAGCCUGUCCAACACACCAUCCCGGGAGGAAGAUGGAAGAUCCCAGGUCACGUCACACUCUCGAUCACCUUCAACUACCAGCGAUACAGAGUCUCACGAGCAGGUAGAUCAGCCACAAAGAGGUGCACAAACUGUCAUUCGAUCAGGAUACAGUAGCUCUGGUCACAGCACACCUAAACCAAAGGCCCAUCAAUUCGUGGUGAAGACCUUCAAUACGGCCACUAAGUGUAACCAGUGUACGUCUCUAAUGGUGGGAAUCAUUCGACAGGGCUGUACGUGUGAAGUCUGUAAUUUCUCCUGUCAUGUGACGUGUGCGGACAAAGCUCCUGCUGUAUGCCCGAUCCCACCGGAUCAAACCAAAGGACCGCUGGGUAUCGACCCCCAGAAAGGCAUCGGCACAGCUUAUGAGGGCCACGUCAAGGUGCCUAAACCAUUAGGUGUGAAGAAGGGGUGGCAGAGGGCCAUUGCUGUAAUCUGUGACUUCAAACUCUUCUUAUAUGAUCUCCCAGAGGGCAAAGCUGCUCAGCCUGGUGUCACGGUGAACCAGGUUAUUGACAUGAGGGAUGAGGAAUUUUCAGUUAACCCAGUUUUGGCAUCAGAUGUCAUUCAUGCAAACAGGAAGGACAUUCCCUGUAUCUUCAGGGUGACAGCAUCACAGCUCUCCUCAUCCAGCAAUAAAAAAUGCUCCAUCUUGAUCCUGGCUGACAGCGAUCAGGAAAAAACCAAGUGGGUUGGCCUGCUGAACGAGUUGCACCGCCUCUUGAAGAAGAGCAAACUUAAAGAGCGCUUUGUUUACGUCCCUAAAGAGGCGUAUGACAGCACACUUCCUCUCAUCAAAACCACACAGUCUGCUGCUAUUAUAGAUCAUGAGAGGAUAGCCCUGGGCAAUGAGGAAGGGCUGUUCGUUAUUCACGUUACCAAAGAUGAGAUUAUCAAGGUAGGAGAUAAGAAGGUCCAUCAGAUUGAGCUGAUCCCGUCAGAACAGUUGAUUGCCGUGAUAUCGGGUCGAAACGGCCACGUGCGACUCUACCCAAUGACGGCCCUGGAUGACCGUGAUGCCCGUGAUUCUGAUUUCUGCAAGAUAGCAGAGACCAAAGGCUGCCAAACUCUGGUUUCAGGCACGAUCAGACACGGAUCUCUCACAUGCCUUUUUGUGGCCAUGAAAAAAUCUGACAAGGUGUUCAUCUAUGAGCUUAAUAAGAGCAAAACACGCCAUCGUAAGCUGCGGGAUAUCAUCGUCCCAGCAUCCGUGCAAUGGAUGGGUCUUCAGGGUGACAAGCUUUGCGUGGGCUUCCAGUCCGGGUUCCUACGCUACAAUCUUCAGGGGGAUGGAACUGUCAAUAGCCUCCUUCACCCUGACGAUCACACCCUGGCCUUCAUCGAGCAGCUGAGCCUGGAUGCUCUCUGUCUCGUAGAGAUCUCCAGUAAAGAGCUGCUCUUGUGCUUUAGCAGUAUUGGUGUGUAUGUUGACUGCCAGGGCAGACGUUCACGACAACAGGAAUUGAUGUGGCCGGCGAAACCCACCACAUGCCGUUAUAAUGCACCUUAUCUGUCAGUGUAUAGCGAGAAUGCAGUGGAUGUAUUUGACGUCAACACUAUGGAGUGGAUUCAAACGAUGCCUUUGAAAAAUGUUCAUCCUCUGAACGCAGACGGCUCCCUAAACCUGUUAGGGCUGGAGACCGUACGGCUCAUCUACUUUAAAAACAAGACAGCAGAGGGAGAUGAGCUGGUGGUGCCAGAGACAUCUGAUAACAGCCGUAAACAGAUGGUGCGCAGUGUGACGAGUAAACGCCGCUUUUCUUUCCGCGUGCCGGAGGAGGAGAGGGUUCUGCAGAGGAGGGAGAUGCUGAGAGACCCAGAAAUGAGGAAUAAGUUAAUUUCAAACCCAACAAACUUCAACCAUGUGGUUCAUAUGGGCCCAGGAGAUGGGAUCCAGAUCCUGAAAGAUCUGCCAAUGCCUGGUUCUCCUCUCCCCUCUCCUCGUCUGCGCCUCAUCUCCACCCCUACCAGCUUUGAGCAUGUCUAUCACAUGACUGUCACCUCUGCUGACAACUUCCUGUCCCAGGACUCCUCCCCUCUCUCCUCCCACUCCCUGUCCCUCAGCUCCGCCCCUGGGACCCCUGCUUCCAUCUGCUCUCUGAAUGUGCGCCCUCAGGAGAGCCGUGGUGUCCUGGGAGCAUCCGUCAGUAUCCCCUCCAUCAGCAAGGCCAGGCCUGAACCGGGACGAUCUAUGAGUGCCAGCAGUGGUCUCGGCACACGCUCCACCUCUCAAAAUGGAAGUGCACUGAGACGGGACUUUUCAGUUGGCAACUACGGUUCCACCAAACGUCAGAUGACAUCACCCUCUGAUGGCUCGCUCUCAUCCGGAGGGGGCAUGGACUGCGGGGGUGACGCCCCUCUCUCCCAGUUUGACAGAGAGUGGCCAGGAGUGUCACCCACAGAGAAGACCCCUGAUCUGAAAAGGGCUUUAAGGACCCUGCUUAGUAAGCUAAAGGAUUCAGACUCUCCACGUCACUCCACGGCCUCCAACAGCUCCAACCUGAGCAGCCCACCGAGCCCUUCAUCCCCACACAAGAGCAAGACUCAAUCUCUGGAGCGAGGCGAGCACCUCGGCUGGGAGACAUGAGCUAAGCCUCUACCCAUUUCUUUCUAACAUCCUCUUCUACGACAGAGAGUCACGCAUUUAACGGAGACUCCUUAUAUGUUAUUUUCCCAAACACACCGCUGGGGCCAGGUGCGUGUGUUUGCGUGUAUUAGUGUGCAUAUGCAUUACACGUGAUUGUUUUACACGCACAUUACCGUGCACCUUACAUCGCUUUUGAGUGGACCCAUCGCCACUGUUUCUGUUCCUCUGUUGAAUGGGGAAACAGUCCACUGAGAGUAGCUCAACACUCACCGCCACAGGUGUGGAGGGGGUCGAAAAAGGCAAACACACAGCUUUAACAUGAAUUUAUCAGUGUUUGCUGACAACAGCAUCAAGUGUGCCUCAUUUAAUGCAAGAAUAUGCAUUCAAGUCUUAAUUGAUCGGGGAGGGAUGUUACUUUAACACAUAACGCUAACAUGGAAAACUGUUCCUGCCAUUCCAAUCAGUGUGAUAAAACGAGAACACUUCAAUUGAGUUGAGUCCCGAUAGAUAGAGCGCCCCCCAGCUGUGGCACUACUGUAUUACUCAGCUUCUACCCUACAGUGCCAUGCCGACCUUCACGUUCAGAGGUCAGAGUUCAAGAAUAGAUUCUGAGUUCAAUAAUGUAAAUAGAGUUUAAGUAGAGUAUAAUAUAUAAUGAAAUCAUAACACUAUUCUGUUGUUAAAUAAGUGUGACUUGGCUUUGAGAGAGUCUUCUUUCCUUUUUAUUUUCUGUGUCAAUCAUGCAGACUUUUUAUGUAAAUCUAAGCAUUAUUUUGUCAAGAUAUGCUAGUCUUUUGUAAUUCCAUAAAUUCCAUUGUUGAGAUGAAAAGAUUUGCAAGGGAACACUACAAAAAGUAUUGGGGCCUCAUCCAUGAAACACAAGGAGAACAAUAUAUUUGUGUAAAUCAUUCAUAAAGCCAUUCUUAUGUAGAUUUUGUCCACUUGUUUGUUGUUAACAUUAACAAGCCUGCAGUGAAAUGACACGUUGUAUUGAAUGGUAAAAAACAUUCUUGUUUAAAGAUGAAAUUGCUCAUAAAUUCUGUGCAUACACAACAUAUUUCACGCUGAAUUGAAAAUAUUUAACAUUUUAACAAACAGAUGUAUGAAUGUUUUCUAAGAACGAUUUACACAAAUUCAAUCUGCUGUUGUUUCAUGAAUGUUGUUGCAUGAUGUGCAAGAUCCAACGUUAUAUCGCUAAAUACAUGAACUCUCCAAACGCAUACAAUCCCACGUGAUCAUUAAUAAGCUGUUGUGCUGAAUGUAACAGAUUCACUGCAGCCUUGUUUGUGUUAGUCUUGCCUACAUUUGUGCUUCACGAAGCAAUAAUGCUGUUUCCAAAGAGUUUUUAUUCUUUAAUUAUUCAUAAUUAUUAUUUUAGUAUUUUGUUUUUAUUUUCAGUGUUUGUUUGUUUUUUUCCAACUCGCAAGAACCAAAUUUUGCCUAAAGUGUACAUGUGAAUAUAACAUGUAGUGUAAGCUAUACCACUAGUUUCAGAGCAUUUAAUGUUUGUGUGACAUGGAAAAACACUAAACUCGUCAGGUGAAGCAUUCAAAGGGCUUCAACGCUUUGCCUCUUAAUACUUCCUGCAGCUCAUAAUGACACAGCAGGGACUGCAAGGACCAGCGGGAGAUUAGGUCAUUUGAUAUUGAAAUGAAUUCAGCAAGGACGUACAAAAAAAGCUGCUGUUUUAAAUGUGCAGGGCCACGACUAUCAAACACCCCUGAACCUCAAAAUACCUCAGAUUAGAGAGCCAAGCCAUUACGACUUAACAGAACCUCAUCACUGCGACAAUUUUAGCUGUCCCUCUGUCCAAUUUCAUGCACUAAACGGGCAUGUAUUAUUCACACGCACUACUGCUCGCUUUCGCAAAGCAUAUUUGUCAGAUUUGCUAAAAUGAGAAAUGGAUUUCAGCCAUUCCUUUUAAAACAAAUUUUGCAGAUGAUUGUACAUCUGUACACUGUUCAGAAUUCCCAAAUAUUCCAGGUUGUUCCUAGGAAAAGCUCACUUGAAUAUAAAAAUGUAUAUCAUUUACUCACCCGCAUGUUGUUCCAAACCUUUGAUUAAAUUUCUCCUGGGAAAGUGAUGUUUAGGCAGAAACGUUGAUGCGGUUCUUUUCCUUGCAGUGCAGGAGUAUAUAUUUCUUCGUACUUGCAUUGUCAAUGUCUGAUGUUAAAAUUGCUGACAUUAAAAACGCAUUGCAGUUCACGGUUGCUCAAUAUAAUGCUAAAAAUAUGAUAAAAAGAGAAAAUCAUAUGGGUUUGUAAUGACAGCUUUUUAAUUUUUGAGUGAGCUUUUAAUGUUUGCUGAAAUAAAUGAGUGAACUCAGUAUUGAAGCACACACAAUACAGAAAUAGUUCAAGUUUUGUGCAUAUGUACCUGUGGUUUUAUUAAUUCUAGUAUUGCCAGCAUUUUCUAUUUUCCAUUAUAUGCAAGCACUAUUGAAACCUUCACUGUGGACCAGUCCAGCAAACUCGGCACAUGUUUUUUAAAUCAAGCGCUCACUCUUGCAAACUUUGUGGUGUUGCUCGGGACCUUAGUUUUGCGUUUGCUCUAUUCCAUGAUCAUGUUUAUUUCUAAACAGAAACUAAUAUUCAUAAUACAGGUUGUAACGGGUUAGAAACAAUUUGCCAGGGUUAUGGUAUUAACAUGAACAGGAAACCUGUUUGAAAUGAUCUCAGGUAUGUCAGAACCAAUGAUUAUAUGUUUGCAUGGAGGAUCAAGAUUGUAGAAAUGACAGACAUCCAGAUCUAUGGGUUGUUUGAUAUUUAGGACUGUUACUUAGCAAUGAAUAGAUCAAUAUUAGAGCGGGAGGUGCCUUAGUUUUUUAGAUCGGUGUGAACUGGUCAAUGUAGGUAGAAUGGACUAGAAUGUGAGGAGACGACUGGAGAUUUUUAAGACACAUUCACACAUUUGCAUGCAUUUCACGUGAGGAUCUUGUUUGCCUUGUUAGUGAAUUGCUACUUCAUAUCAUAUCGUUGUUGUUUCUUCUCGAUUUUUGUAAGACUAUGUACAGAUUUGCAUGUCGUAGGUGUAAUCACUUGUUUUAAGAACUGUACGGCUGGAUUUUUUUUUUUUUUUUAGUUGGUUUUAUUUUUAUUGUAUUUUAUUGACCUGUGUGGCGUGAAUGCUUGGGAUGUGAAAAUGAAUUACCCCAUACUGCAAUGUAGACCUUUUUCUUAUUUUUUUUUUUUUGCACAAAUGUAUUUAAGGUGGAAUACUGUUAUUUGUAUUGGUUUGGACACCACUUUUCACAUGGAAAGCUCAUUAUCUGACUAUUUCAAUAAAAUGGGGAACUACAAAACACA